AAUAAUUGCAGUCUUUUUAGUUUUUUAAAAAUUAUAAAAAUUUUUACAUUUCUUUUACAAAAUUUGAAUGAACAACCAUAAAGUUUUUAUUGUAAUAAAAUCACAAUUCGGAAAUUUUCACAAUUUUUAUUAAGCUUCAUUCAGGAUAUUUUGAUCACAAGUUAUUAUUAGAUUUCAUAGAAAAUGGUGCCUUGAUUAUUUGAAUACGAUUUUCUACAUGCUUUGAUUAUGAAUUAAUUGCCAUAACUUAUGAUAUCAUCUGCCCAAACAGAAAAAACAUUAUCAAAUAAUAACCUUAGUAUGCCCCCUUUGUCGAUUUUAUCCCAAGUUCACAAAAAUGAUUUACAUUUUCCAUUUUCAGGUGCGCCCAUGACUUAUUUAACCGAUACCAUGCAUAAUCUAAACUAUUCAUUUUACCCUUUCAACAAUUUUGAACGACUAAAGAAUCCAUUAUCAAUUGACAACUCAUAUCCAGCAUCUUAUCCAAAUAAUAUUCGAUACGAUUCUAUGAAUUGUCAUCUUCCAAAUAACAAUGAAUUCCCGAUGAUAAAAAAAUUAUUAGAGUGCGAUCCUUUGAAAAAACCAACCAAUAAAGGGAAAAAGAGACAAUUGCAUAAUGAUGCUAUACUUCUGAAAAAAAAAUGCAAGGAAACAAUUUCUCUUACCUCUAAACACGACUCUCUUCUCAUUAACCGUAAACUAAAAUCUCCUCCUUAUCAACCCCCAUUUUUAGAUGCUAAUUUAAGGGCAAAAGAAUUUAUCCACACUAACUCGUACCUGAGCCAAUUUAACAACUAUUCCAAAAAUCCAGCACCUUCGCAUAAUUUUAUGAUAAAUUCUUUGUUUACUAACAACAUUUACCCAGUUAAACAUGAAUCCCAAGAUGUAAACUCUAAACACCACUUCGUUAACAAUAUAAAAUAUUUUUAUCCAGAAACGAUGAGCAAUUUUAAACAUGAAUUAAUCACAGAAACUUGUAAUCAAAAUCUUGAUCUUCCACAUCUUAGCUACCAGAAUUCAGCCUACACCCAAUCAUAUAUGAUGUCAAAAGAAAACACGAAUAAUGUAUGGGAUCUGCCUGGAAUUGAUACCAAUAAUCAUACUUCUGUGGCGAUUCGAAAUUACGCAUCCCCGAAUUAUGAUUAUUUUAAUGGUUAUAAUGACUCGGUAAUUAUAUCCCCUUAUUAUAAUUAUUACAACAAAGUCACGCAUCCCAUCAUAAAUAACGAUUAUAAAAAUUCUCACCUUGAUUAUCAUCUACCGACUUUGCAAAUAUCUCACAAAAAUUUUAACAAUGAUUAUCCAGCUUAUUUUGAUAAUUACUCACCCGGCCAAUGCCAUUUUAAUAACAACGCAAGGGAUAUUAAACAUCAAAUUACUUCGGCAUACACUAAUUCACGUAGCAUAAAUCAUGGCACCUCACUUGGAUAUCCCUAUCCCUAUUCGUCAAAUUGCAACACGAGACAAAUCCAAACUAUUUACCCUGUUACGAAACCUCAACCGCAAGAAAUUAUAUAUCCUAAGCUUAUUCCGGUCAAUCAUUCGAACUCUCAGGUCAUCGAAAAUGUGCCAUAUACUUAUAAUAAAUCUUGUACUGUUAGUCCAAAAAGUAUGGAUAAAUCCUAUUCUUUGUCCACAUCAUUUCAAAAAGACAAGUUAUUUGACACCAGUUUAAUACGGGCUAGUCAAACCUUUCCUCAGAUUUCACAUGGAGAUUCUUUAACAACCAUGAAUGAACUAAAACAAACACCGAACAAAGCGUUGCUUCCUAGUGGCAAUAAUUUAGACUUAACAAAAGAUACCUUUGGAAACAUAAGUUUGAAUAAUGGUAGCGAAUGGUCAAUCGAGCCCACAUCUCAGUAUCAUAUUACAGAUUCUUGCAAAUAUCGAAAUGAUAGAUCACCAUCGUCUAAAUCAACUCAUUCUAUCCACGAGGAUCCAUUGUCUCCAUUAUGCCCCGAUUCUCCUAGACAUUCUAUUUUUACCUUGAAAGAUAAAAAGGUGGAACGGUUUGCUGAUUCUGUUAAAAGAGAGAAAACUUCUAAUAAAGCGCUUAAAACCUUAUCUUCUACGAAAAAAUGCAAAUCACAGAUUUUAUCCAUUAAAGAAGAUAAUAAUGUUACUAAAGCCAAUAUAUCUACAGUUUUUUCUUUCACGGAGUAUUCCGGUUCCGAGGAUGAUGAAACAGUUAUUGAUAUAAAUAAGAUGCUAAAAUGUGGGAAAAGAUUUUACCGGCACCUUUCAAAACCAACUAUCAUGAUUCACUUUCCUCUUCAUUUACUCAUUAAUUCGCAAGAUCAAAAUACGAAACCAUCUGACCAAAGCUGGGAACGAAAAAAGGCAGAGUCUGAUUAUACGAUUAAUUUAAUAGAAAAUAUAUUGGAUAUAGCUCACUCAUCCGUUUUUCAUAGCAAAAAAGGAGCAACUUAUUUACAUGAAAAUAAAUAUCCUCGCCAUCUCGACCAAUAUAAUCCACCCUCUAAAGAUAUUAAAAAAUCAUUAAUGUUUAACAAUAGUAAACUCAUGGUUACCAACAUCCAGCUUAAUAAGAAACAGUCCUGUGAAACAAUCGUUAACCAAUGCGAUUGUCCAAUUGACAGUAAAAGUAUUUUAAGUCAAGAAUCUUACAAUGUAGAGCUUAAAAAAAUAGUUCCUAAUAAGGCAUCCGGUGAAACUAUAUUACAUACUGUUUGUCGCCGAAAUCUCACCGAUUUAUGCCUAUAUCUAGUUCACGGAAAAGAGUUUAAGGAGAGCAUAAAUGUGAAAGAAAAUGCAGGUUACACACCACUACAUGAGGCGUGUUUAUCUUCGAGCAUUGAUUGCGUCAAAAUACUCUUAAAGCACGGAGCCAACCCUAAUUGCUCUUUGUCAGAUGGCACCAGGCCCAUACAUGAAGCAAUUGAGAUGGACGAUAUUUGCUUAGUCAAAAUAUUGAUAUCUUUUGGGGCCGAUCCUACUCUUAAAACAUACACCGGGAAAAAUUGUAUUGAUUAUGCAAAAUCUAAUAAGAUGAAAAAAUUUCUUAAAAAAUAUAUGAAUCUUUAUGAUACAUAUCGGCACAACAUUAAAAACCUAUCUGUUUCUUCAGAUCAUAACGCAUCAAUUAGUAAUCGCCCUUAUGUCAAAUUUGUCAACGAAUUAUAUAAUGAAGAUCGAAGUUCUUCCAAGGAUAUUAUUUUCGAAAUUUCUGAUCAACCAUUUGUUCCCGCUUGUAACCUUAAAAUUAACAAACAGCGACUUAAUGUGAUAUCCUUGGAUCAAAUAAUGAUAUCUCAAAAUUAUACACACCCAGACUCAAAUUUUUGUCAAAUGAAAAAUCGCAAAGAUAUUGAAAAGUUUUAUGAUUUGCAUCCAAAUAUCAAGAAUCUAUCACUUGCGCAUUAUAAGGAAGGAAAUGAGCUUGUUGGUUAUUACGUCAGAUUGGAAUCGGACACGAGAAUUCUUCUUAAAAUUACUGAUAUUUGCAAGAUUUCUCUCUCUUAAAUAAAGUUAAGUAAAAUUAUAUGUUUCGACUUCAACCCCUGACGUCAAUUUUCUAGAAAUUCAACCAAAAAGAAAUAAUUUAUUUUUAAUAUUUAAACAUAGAUAUAUAUAUUAUAAUAUAUGACCAAAUAUUUAGAGACACAAAUAAAACCAUUAAAGUUUAUAUGUCUUAUAUU
Messenger RNA from Gordionus sp. m RMFG-2023, 3659 nucleotides. RefSeq lists its product as uncharacterized. Gene Ontology annotation, cellular component: nucleus. The coding region runs from base 250 to 3483 and encodes 1077 amino acids. Gene Ontology annotation, biological process: negative regulation of transcription by RNA polymerase II. Gene Ontology annotation, molecular function: protein binding; transcription corepressor activity. The record is from RefSeq and is a predicted model, not a curated record. Lineage: Eukaryota; Metazoa; Nematomorpha; Gordioida; Chordodea; Parachordodidae. The transcript has 13 exons.